Eremomyces bilateralis CBS 781.70 is the source of this 1431-nucleotide messenger RNA. RefSeq lists its product as uncharacterized. The transcript has 2 exons. The record is from RefSeq and is a predicted model, not a curated record. The annotation marks the transcript as partial. NCBI's taxonomy places the organism in Eukaryota, Fungi, Ascomycota, Dothideomycetes, Eremomycetales, Eremomycetaceae.
AUGCACGAUCUCCGCCGCCGUGCUCUCGAACGUGGAGAGGCGGGAAAGACCCUCUCGCGCAAGCAGCGCACCCGCGUCACCUCCGGCCUUGCGCCCGCAAGCGCCCCAUCGUCUCUCAACGCCUCCCUCAAUAACUCCCGCGCCGCGUCGCGCACCAACUCGCGCCCUCCUUCACGGCAUGACAGCGACGACGAAGACGACACGGGGCUCAGCGACAGCACCUUCUCGCUCGGGUCGCUGGACGCGGCGCUCGAGGAAGAUAUUGCGACGACCACAGGCGGGGUGGGUUUGAUGGAGAGGGUCGAGGCAGUGAUUGGGAAAGAUAAGAAGGCGAAGGAGGCGAGAGAGAGGGAUUUGGCGGCGCUGGCGUAUGUACUUACGCACUCCGUGGGAACGGCGGAACUAGAAGGGCGGGAGCUCACCGUCGUCCGCGGGUUGUUGAAGGUCGUUGGGAGGGGCACCGAGGAUGACGAAGGAGAGCGAGAGGCAGUUCUGGGAUUGAGAGCACUCGCGGCCGUGUUCUUGACAUCACCUACGGAAUCUCUCUUCGCCGCCACCGUCUCGCCGCUCAAGCGAACCAUCGUCGACGCCUUGUCCAACACGAUCAAGACCGCUGGCCUUCAUGCGCUUGGGCUCGCGGCUUACUACGGCGGCGCAGGCGAGCCUGAGAUUGUCUCGACGAUGCGAUUCCUGCUCGAUAUCAUCCAAAGCGACGGCGGCUCCGUGGAAGCGACCGACGAGGGCGAAGUGGUCGUGGCCGCGCUGGAAGAGUGGGGAUUCCUCGCCACGCGCGUCCGUUUCUCGGAAGAUGAAGACGUCGAAGAGGCGAUGGAUGCGUUCAUCGAUCAGCUCGAGAGCUCGGAUGCGUCUGUGCAAGUGGCCACGGGGGAAAACAUCGCGCUCGUGUUCGAGAAAUCGCGGAUCGCCACGGACGAGCUGGAUUCGGACGACGAGUCGGACUACGAGCCGGACGACGCGGCAGAUGAGGACGCGGACGACAUUGACAGCGAAGAGGAAGACGAGGAGGAGAAAGGGUACCGCAAGAUUUACACCCCCAUCGCUCCCCACACCAUGCCGUCUCUCGAAUCCACGCUCUCCGACCUGGCCACCACCUCUGCUCGCUCCCUCAAUGCCGCCACCCGCCGCCGACUCCAUUCCUCCUUCACCGACAUCCUCCACUCCGUCUCCUAUCCCACCCACGGCCCCCGCUACUCCACCGCGCUUGACCACAACACUGGCCGCGAACUCGGAUCCCGCCUCGUCGUCCGCCUCGGCGGCCCCGGAAAAUCCGGCGGCGAGGUGCGCGUGAAUAAGUGGUGGAAGCUGCACCGGUUGCAGGCCUUGCGGCGCGUGCUGCAGGGCGGGCUGAGCACGCAUCUGCUGGAGAACGAGAGCGUGUUCCAGACCAUCCCGGUACUGAUCACACGGAAG